AUGGGCAACACCAUUCCCGGCAAGGGACCAGGAACGCCGGCGAACGGCGCGCGCGAGACGUUCGAGCAGGGCGACACAACGCUCGUAGAAGUCCCCCUCCUGCGGAGGCAGUACAGCAGCGCGCGUGGCCCGGAUCAAGGCGCCGUUUUCGGCGCGAUCGACACGCUCUUGGCCGUCCACGACCAAACUCUGCGCCAGCGAGACGCCAGCGCUCGGGACGGAGGCACGCGUCGAAAGCGGGAGUUGGUUGAAAGCGGCCAAGUGGCGCGCGAGCCGUCCUCCUUGUUUCCGCAGCCCGCCGCGACGGUCGAAUUCAUCUCCGUGAGGCCCCCCUUCGUCCCGACGCCCAGGCGUCUGGUCGACGACGGAACGGCUGCAUUGUCAGCAUGCUUCGAAACCGCAGGGGAGCAUAGGGAGCCGCCCAAAGCGCGACCCAUCCAUCCGCGGCGGGCGGUGUCGGACAUCUGGUCGCUUUCCGUGGCGAAGAACGCGAGAAUGUCGCGGACGAAGCCCUUCGCGCCCGUCCCUGUUCCGGAGCUGCCGUCCUUCUCUCCCACCAUGGGGUCGCUGCUCAUUCAGAACGGCCUGAAGGACGUCUUCUCCGUGAGCCACCUCCGCGACCCCUUCCAGCGCGGCCUCCAGAGCAUCACGUCGACCCAGGAGGUCGCGCGACUGGGCCGGCGACUGCGCGCGAUGCUGUCAUGCGCCACCGGUGCACCGAGAGACGCGCGGCGCGCUGGUCCAGGUGGACCGGGAGAAGCCCGUCGCGACGCGGAUGGCCCAAAGUGCGCGGAUGACACUGGCGACCUCGGCGGCAUCGUCCACGGGCGCGCGCAGCGUCUGCAGCGCGUCUGUCUGCGGCAACCGCCGUACACGUCGUCGAGCCGGUUCCCCAUCGCCGACACCCUGCGGCGCGAGCUAGGAGUCGAUCGAUGCGAAGACCCCUCCGACGGUGCCCAGGACCUCGACGACGCGGCGCCGCGGCCGCAAGCGCAGGCCGAGGGGCCCGUGCGCGACGCGCGUGACGGACCCGCCCACGAGGCGCCGACCGUCAUCGUCAUCGACGACUCGCCUCGCCCUGGACAUGCAGUCGCUGGUGCGAGCAAGGACGCGCAAGGGCGCGAGCACGACACGCCUGCAGGACCGCCGCAACAGCCAACAACACACCUGACGGACCAGCACCUCGAGGUCCUCGGGGCGGCCGCUGCUGAUCUGAACGCGCUGUCGGGGCUCGCUGCGGGUCCCCACGGCCGGUCGUGGACGGCCGAGGCCCUGCUCGCGGUCCAACCGACUGACGAAUCCGUGCGGUCCGCGGGCGCGUCCGGGGGGCUCCGCGACCGAACAGCCUGUGCGGUGCUGCUGCAGGCGGCCGCGGUCGUGCGCGAGUACGGUCUCCACUGCGGACUGAGCUACGUGGCACACACGGGAGCCGCAGCACCGAAGAUCUCGCGGCACGUGCAGCGAACCGUGGCGGCGCUCCGGACCGCGUGCAUGCGGGUGCGGCGUCUCUCCGAUGCGGACCACCCCUGCCUGCCCCAACUGCAACGGGCAUUGACGACAGCGGUCGCAGCCAGCGCCGCAGCGGCUCCAUCGCAGGCCACCACCGGGGCAGAACGCUCGGCCGCGGUCGGCAUCGUCGCGGAUGCCAUCGCGUUCCCGGUCCUGCGCGACGUGGUGCGGGAGGUGUGCAGUGGGCAGGCGCCCGUCAUCCUGGGGCGAGCGGUCGCCGCGCACCUGGCCCAGGGGCGCUCGUCGCGAGCAGCGACCGUGCGGGAGCAGGUCUCGAGGCUCACCGACGACGCACGACCCGCGGUGUUCCUGGUCCCCACGUGGCUGUUCGACGCCGCGUUCCCCGUGUCGUCGUUCCACACCCUCAUCAUCUUCUCCAAAUCGCCACUGCGGGGCCUCGAGCAGGGCUUCCGGGCCACCCUGCGCUCUCGGACAUCUCCUCGAGUCGUGGAGCUGUGCUACACGGUCCGGGCCGCGCCCACGCACCCGCAGAUGCCUGAUCACUCGCCAGGCACGAGUGCAGGUGGCGCAGCUGGCACGAAGCGCGCGCGUGCGGGGACGAACGACGCGGUGCCGGUGGCCGACGUGACGGAGGCACCGCCGCCCGCCGCACUCCAUGAAGGCGCGGUUCGCCGGACCACAGCGCCACGCGGGGGGCCACCGGGCAGGAGCAGUGCGGGGGGCGGCGCCAAACGGCUGGCCGCACGCGGACCCGCAACGGUCCCGGACGUGGCGGAGGAGCGCGCGGUUCCAGUGCGAACGCCCGAGCCGCAAGCGCUGCCGGAGCAGCGCGUGUCCAACGCUGCCAAGCGCCAGCGCACAACCGCGCCAGCGCAAGUCGCGGACAAGACGGUCACGCCCGUCAACGAGGCAGCGCUGCGUCACAGUGCGCCGCCCGGAUGGGAGGCGGACGGGGCCGGGGCGCGCGACCAACCGCUCCAGCGCGCCGUGGUAGAGCGCCACCACCACGCGCGGGAUGACGCAUGCGGCGCCGCCGCCCCAGGGAGCGCCGAGCUGGCACCGGACCGACGCGGUGCCCGCUACACCGUGGUGUUGAACGCGCGCCGCAGUCCGUUCACGGAGCGCGAGCUGUCCCUGCUGCGGUCGAGGCUGGCGCCGCUGGACACGAGCAUCGCAGAGCUGAGGAUGGACGCGCCCGAGCUGUUCUGCAUGUCGCAGCGUGCGUGCGUCCUGCACAUCCAGUGCCAGGACGUGGCGUCGGCCGUGGACGAGGCCAGGCGCGCUCUCGGCCCGCUGUCGGCCCGCUACUCGAAGUGCAUCGUGCUGGUCGAGGUGGGCGGCCAACUGCCGGGGCAGGUCGCGGACGUGUCGUCGUGGGUGCAGCACACGCUGCAGAGCGACGUGGAUCCGGCCGUCCUCGGAGUCACGUCCGUGGUCGCGCAGGAUCGGGCCGAGGUCAUCGACGCGGUGACGGACGUGCUCAUCUGCGCCCCGCGCGCGCAGUCGGAGGAGCUCGCACAGCGCGGAGCGAUGCCCGCGAUCGCCGUCGUCGGGGUGCAGAGCUUCCUCGCGCGGUUCCCGUCCCUGAACCCCCUGGUCUGCGCCCGUCUCCAGAGCGCGGGAUGUCCCCCGGGGGUGGUGAUGGACAGCACCGUGGAGUGGCUGCGCUCCGUGGCGCCGGACGCGCCGGUGCGGUCCCUGGCGCUCUUCUCCCGGGCGGCGCGCGCCCUCGUGCGCAGGAACCGCCUCAACGCGUCGUCGGCGGCGCCGGCGACCACCCCGCCCAGGCGGCUCUCUGCACCCGCGUCGCGACGCUUCACGACGUUCGCCACGCAGCCUCAGGGCCGGUUCGAGGCCGGAUACGCAGCGUACGCCGAUCCGAACGACUCCUCCUACGCGCACGAGCAGGCGGCGGUCGGCCGCGCGGACACGGGGGACACGUUCGUGGGGCCGACGUCAGUCGGGUACAACCCCCCGGGGGAGUGGCGCACGCCGCCACUCGACCACGCCCUGGAGUACCGCCAGCAGCGCGACGAUGCGGAUGACCUCCUGCCGCUGGAGGCGUACGAGGACGCGGUCGUUGACGACGGAUUUUCCGGUCAGGAGCGGUGCUACGUCAACGCCGCCGCCAACUACGCACCGUGGGGGGGCGAGUACGCUGGCGGCGCGGACCCCUACGACCAGGACGGCGGGUACGAGAUGCAGCCGUACAUGCAGCCGGCGGAGAACGGGGGCUGGGCGCCGCCGGAGGACUCAGCGCAGGCGGGGUGGGGCGCGUGCGACCCCCCCUGGAGGGCUCCGCCCGCCGGUGCGUUCGCGGGUCAGUACGUGCCGGCGCCGGAGUCCGACUGGCGGUACGGGCGCUCCGCGCCCGAUCCUCGCGGCGGCUACCAGGCGGGCCAGGGCGGGUAUCAGUGGCAGGGCGGGUGGGAGCGAUGA
Molecule: messenger RNA, 3909 nt
Organism: Pedinophyceae sp. YPF-701
Lineage: Eukaryota; Viridiplantae; Chlorophyta; Pedinophyceae
Source: the annotation of a GenBank genome assembly